AUGGAUAUACAUGUACAACUUUACAAAACUGAGUCUGUUAUGUCAAGAUAUGCGUACGCGUAUAUCCCAGUCUGGCCAAGUGGCAGCGACGCUUCUUACAGGCAGGAGUUUGCUGAACCUGCUUAG
Messenger RNA from Heterostelium album PN500, 126 nucleotides. RefSeq lists its product as uncharacterized. NCBI's taxonomy places the organism in Eukaryota, Evosea, Eumycetozoa, Acytosteliales, Acytosteliaceae. The record is from RefSeq and is a predicted model, not a curated record. The coding region runs from base 1 to 126 and encodes 41 amino acids. The transcript is spliced from 2 exons.